Molecule: messenger RNA, 2347 nt
Organism: Gadus macrocephalus (Pacific cod)
Lineage: Eukaryota; Metazoa; Chordata; Actinopteri; Gadiformes; Gadidae
Gene: gorab
Product: golgin, rab6-interacting
Exons: 5
Coding region: 179-1492 (437 amino acids)
Biological process (GO): non-motile cilium assembly
Source: RefSeq, a predicted model, not a curated record
UCUGUUGGGGUCCUCGACGUGGCAACCGUAAACAAAGAUGGCGUCUGCAUACAAAGUUUUGUCUUAACUUUGUAAUUUGGGGAAGAAACGUACUGUAUUACUUGUAUGACAAGUUCAUUCAACCGCGAAUGAGUAUUCGCCUUUUUCCAGAUACAUUUGUCUUUUAAAUGUUGCAGAAAUGGCGGGUUGGGCCGGGUUCUCUGACGCGGAGCUGCAGAAACUGCAGCAGAAAGACCAAGCGACACUCAUUGAUUCAGGUCGCGGACGCAAACCUUCAACUCCCAGCCGGAGCCGGCAGCAGCUGAACCGCGAGCGAGAGAGAGCUCUGCGGAUCGCUGCUCAGCAGGGCGCUGGGACCAGUCCCACCAGUCCGUCUGUCAUGCUGUCGGAACAGAGGCCCUCCAGUCCGUCUGUCCUGCUGGGAGGACAGAGGCCCUCCAGUCCGUCUGUCCUGCCGGCAGAACAGAGGCUCGCUAAGCCAGUGCCCACGGCUGUUCCUCCGACCAGAGCCACAGCCACAGCCACAGUCCCUCCGGACGUUAAGUUGAAGCCCUCUGAGAAGCUGCCUGUUAAGGCAGAGGAGGCAGAGGCUGUUGUGAAGGAACUGGAGACACAAGAGGUGGAAAUUCGAGAAAAAACCCGCAUUCAGCAGCUCCAAGAUGAGCAGAAAACGAUGGAAGAGAAGAAUAAACGUAAAAAGGCGUUGCUCACAAAAACAAUCGCAGAAAAGUCCAAGCAGACUCAGCAAGAAGCUGUGAAGCUGAAGAGGAUCCAGAAGGAGCUGCAGACGCUUGAUGACAUGGUCUCCAACGACAUUGGCAUCCUCAGGUGUAGGAUCGAACAGGCCAGCUGGGACUACAACGCUGCCAGGAAGCGCUACGAGAAGGCGGAGGCGGAGUACGUGGCGUCCAAGAUGGACCUCCACAGGAAGACGGACACCAAGGAGCAGCUCACGGAGCACCUCUGCGCCAUCAUCCAGCAGAACGAGCUGCGCAAGGCGGAGCGGCUGGAGGAGCUCAUGCUGCAGCUGCAGACCAGCGAGGAGGAGCUGGACGCCACCCGGAGGCUGGUGGAGCAGGAGGAGCAGCAGGACACCGCCCGGAGGCUGGUGGAGCAGGAGGAGCAGCAGGACACCGCCCGGAGGCUGGUGGAGCAGGAGGAGCAGCAGGACACCGCCCGGAGGCUGGUGGAGCAGCAGGAGCAGCAGGACACCGCCCGGAGGCUGGUGGAGCAGCAGGAGCAGGGGACCAAGAAGGCCGUGUCGAAGUCCGACGAGGAGAAACUAGAGGCGGAGCAGAAGGGAGAGGAGGCGGAGCUGUGUUUGGACCCCGACCCGGGGUCUGCCGUGGUGGAGACGGUGGUUCUGGGGUCAGCCGGUACUCCCCCCAGGACCCCGCCCCCGGUGCCGUGUGACCCGGCGGGGCCCCCCCGGGACGGCGUGGUGCUGGGGCCCCCACCUCAGAGCGGGGCGGCCGGGGCCGGGCCGUCGUAGCGCUGCAGGCCGAGGCCUGGAGACACGGGGUCGGUGGCGGGGUAUUAUCAAACACUACUGUGGGGGCUCCAGGGCGAAGGUCACGGGGAUAGAGGGCAAACGUUGCUGGUUUAGGGAGGGACGGUCGCUGUUCUCUGGGGGGGGUUCAACAAGACGACUGAGCUAGUCCACAUUCCAUCCACGUUGUGCUUUGGGAUGGGUUGUUUUAUAUUUCAUUGUCUCCCUGACUGCGUCCCGUCCAUUCAGUUUGCCUCCCAAACAGGAAUCGGGGCAGUUGUUGUUGGUUAUUAAUAUGUGGGAUAUCGUCUCCCGAGGAAACGGUUAGACCAACGAGGACUGCUCUGAGUGCCCUACGGGGGGAGGCGUUGGCUUCUGGGGGACGUCUGGUGCUCUGAAGAAGGAGGACAUUUUCAAUCUGUUUAUGUUCUGAACAUAAAGCCACGCGUUAUGCUGUAAAUCAUCCUAUUAGCGUGGGUCAGAGUAGGGUUUCCUAGAGCAAAUUGUACAUCAGCGGAGUUGAAGAACAUCAUCCACGGGCCUCUGAAACGGUAAGAAGAUAUCUCCAAAUGUAGGGGAUGGAGGAUGCAUGCAGACCCUGGAAGCGGUGAAGCAGUCUGUGGGCCUCUGGGUACGUUUCCUGCACUCCGAGUAGAUGUUCAAAAUCAGUAGCCUAUAGCAAGUGGGUUUAAACAACAAACCCGCUGACUGCUUAGCAGGUUUGUGAUUUAAAUUCCACGCAGAAAUGAAAUUGUAAUACAUUAUUGUAUAAAAUAUUUAAGGGAACUGGUGCUUCAAUUUUUUAUUUUUUUUAUAUUUAAAAAGAUAUAUGAAAAAUAAAUAUUCUAUGUAAAUGUA